GCCAAUUCUAUAUUUUGCCAAUUUAGAAUUUUAUCCACCUAAAUCCAUAUACUAAGUGUUGUAUUUGCAUGAUACGAAACUGAACAUUUUGAUUAGCUUUACAUGUUGACGUUUGACAACAAAUAUGGAAGGCGUGUUAUGGAAGUGGACAAAUUAUUUAUCGGGUUGGCAACCGCGAUGGUUUGUCCUGGACAAUGGAGUCCUCUCCUACUACAAAUCACAAGAGGAUGUCAACAAUGGCUGUAAAGGUUCAAUCAAGAUGACUGUAUGUGACAUAGUUGUCCAUCCAACUGAUGCUGCCCGACUGGACUUAAUUAUUCAUGGAGAACAACACUAUUAUGUAAAGGCUGCUACAACCAAGGAGAGACAGGAAUGGCUUGUUGCUCUGGGCAGUGCCAAGGCCAUGCUCAACAACAGUGGACGAGCUGCAGAUUCAGCUGAUGAAGUUUCCCCAGGCAGCCUUCGCUCCAAAAAGUCGGAAUUGCGACUGUAUUGUGACCUCCUUAUGCAGCAGGUCCACUCUGUUAAACAAGCCGUAAACACUGACCAGGCAGACACUCAGAAACUUGACGAAGCAACUUCUCUACUGACGGCCACCUGUGACACGUUUAUCCAGACACUGGAAGACUGCAUGCAACUCGCCAAACAUGUCUCUACUCCUGGGCCGACAGAGCUGGGUCCUUCCCCACCCUCCCCCACACGCACAAACAGAAAGGGAUCAAGGAAUGUUUCAAGGUCCAACUCUGUUGAAAAGUCAGUGCAUCCCAAAUUGUCUCCAAUGAACUCUUAUGAUGGUGUCACACCCAUGCGACCUCGUACAAGACCAAGAUCUGGUUCAGAAAGUUCCUUCUCCGAGUCCGAGCUCACCAACGGAACAAUUCGACCACGCUCAAUCAAUUCAGACUCAAAUGUGAUAUAUGAAGUAGAACCUGUGAAGGAGGAGUCAGGAGGUGGUGCUAAACAAUCAGAGAACUCUGUUGGUGUGAGUGACAGUUCAGAUACCCAACCAAAGCCUUUGUUAUCAUUGAACCAUAAAACAAACUCAGAAGAACAUGAUGGCUUGGAGGAUUUUAAGGAUGCAAUUGAUAGCAAGAUACCAACAUUUUUCUCAGCAAUGAAACCAAGUUUUACUGAAGUAACAAGUUUACCAAAUAACGGAAUUCCUGUGGAACCAUUCCUGGGAGCAUGCAGAUCCAUUGUGCCUAUAUUUGAUAAAUUAAAUGGAACUGCCUUUGCUCCUGUGAAGAUGGACUUUGCAGGGAACAUCAGGAAAAUCCAGCAGAAGUAUUCUACCAACUCGAACAGCUUUGCGACACUCCAAGACAUGGUGGUGUAUGAAGUCAAGGCCAAACAGCACACAAACUCCAACUCUGCUACAGUAGCAAUACUCUGGCUCAAACGGGGGCUUGAAUUUGUCCUGGAAUUCAUGCGUGAAGUGUGUUCAGGUCAGCUUGACCUUACAUUGUGUGCAAGCAAUGCUUAUUCCCGCAGUCUAAAACCUUUCCAUGGAUGGGUUGUGAGGGGCGUGUUUGCUGUUGCAGUGAAAGCGCUACCAUAUCGUGAGGUGUUCUUGUCUCAACUAGCAGAGGUGAAGUGUGACACCCAGAGCUCCAUCUACCAACACUCCCUUAAUGAGGACUGUGAGGUCUUCAUCCGGUCUCUCAGUUUCAUCACUCGAACCAUCAAUGACUUCUAUGUCAAUCAUGAUCUUGACUGUGCUGAUCAAGUUUGAUAGGAAAACCACGAGAAUAUUUCAACACUCCUAUGACCAAGUUUGAUUUGAGCUGGAGCAAUGUACAAAUGAAGCGGUGAAGCAUACCGGUUAACUCCCUUAGAUUUGAGUUUGGAUUGAAGCUGUGUAUCAGUAAUAUUUGUAUUCUCUCUUUCACUGUUUAGACUUUCAAUUUUGAUGAUGCAUCAAAACAUGGAUGAUCAUAUUUCAAUAUUUGAGUUCCCUUUGAACAAUACUUUUAGACUCAUGACUUUGAUCAAACAAAGAGAAAAAAAACAUCCAAACAUUAUUUACAAUACCAUCACCAGUGUUAUAAGGCACUUCUUGUUUAACCAAAUCAGAGACAAAGGCAGGUCAUUAAUUGAGAUAUCUUCAAGGAUUGGGGCAUGUAUUAGGACAUUGUACAUAUCCACUAUUUUCAUUCCUGACUGGUAAACGAUGUAAAAAUGCCUUAUUAUUUGCCCAUCAUUUUCAGUGUUUACUUCACAUUGUACAAAUCUUCAGUUAUGAUGACAAGGUACAGAACACGAGAAUUGUGUUACUUACAAGUAUAGACUCUGUUUGUUCUUCAAGUUGUUUUCUGUCAUGUGUGGAGGGGUCAUUCAUAUGAGUAGAGGGAGAUAAUGGGUCUAUGUAUCAGAAGAAGGUGCAAAUUACAUUUAAUUCAAGUCACAGAAAACAUUAAUGAAAAAUCUGUAAUGACUUUCCUGCAUUAUGUAUGAAUGCAUGUUUAAAAACUCAGUAAGCAGCUGUCACUGAAGUCGACAUCAUCUGUCAUGAUCCUCCAUCAUUCGUUAUAAUCCUUCAUACAUGUCUGAUGAGAGCUGGACCCAUUCAACAUGUUGAUGAAACAUAUUAAUGAUCAUGCGUAUGAGCCUUUGUACAUAAGGAUGUUAAGGCUUAUCUCACUAGUACUACUACCAGUGCCAGUGGUAGCCUUGUUUACUAUCUUAGUAGUAAUAUUGUUUAAUCAAUUUGCUAUCUUGUAGUUACAGGGGCCAAAGGGACCAAAGAGAUUCUCAUGUUUAAUAUAUGUCAACUUUAGUUGAUCCUUACAUAUUUUUGGGUGAAAUAGGCUAUCAGCUUAUCAGAAUUACAAAAAAAGGAGCCCAUUUCGACAAGAUUUACAGUCUGCGGAUCUGUAAAACAUGUUUUAAAUAAAAGUCGCCUAACUGUAUUUAUUUGAAGGAAGUAUAUUGCAUUUGGAAUCAAGAUGUAAACUUGAUUAUUUGUGUAUGUUAACCUAUGUUUAGAUGACGAGAGGGAACUGUGUUUACAGAAAUAGUGAAAGGUCAGGGGUUGGCCAUGAGGGGAUCUUCUUGGCUGGCAUUUCAUUUGAUGAUUUGACUUCCAAGAUCAAUAUGAUGACACAUAUCAAAACUUUAAUUUAAUAGUCACAAGAAAAUGUUCAUUAUGAAAGUCACAAGUGUCUCGGCUUGAGACAAAGCACAACCUACAGCUGCCAAUGUUUCUGGUUAUGUGGCAUUUACUGAUUCUCCAUCUCCUAUUUCAACCUGGCUUUUCAGUGGUACAUUCUUUCUUUGUACUGUCACAGUCACUCAGUCUAUGCUUUGUUCUGUCAUGACAGUCUAUGCUUUGUUCUGUCAUGACUCUGUUUUGUCCUGAAACAUGGCAGUCUAUGCUUUGUCCUGUGACAUGGCAGUCUAUGCUUUGUUCUGUCCUACAACAGUCUAUGCUUUGUUCUGUCACAUGGCCAUCUAUGCUUUGUUCUGUCCUACAACAGUCUAUGCUUUGUUCUGUCCUAUGACAGUCUAUGCUUUGUUCUGUCAUGACAGUCUAUGUUUUGUCCUGUGACAUGGCAGUCUAUGCUUUGUUCUGUCAUGACAGUCUAUGCUUUGUCCUGUCAUGACAGUCUAUGCUUUGUUCUGUCCUAUGACAGUCUAUGCUUUGUCCUGUCAUGACAGUCUAUGCUUUGUUCUGUUAUAUUACAGACUAUAUUUAUCCUUCACAUGUUCAUGUUUACCCUAAGCUGUUAGUCGGGUUUGACCCCAGCAAUAAUGACUGAUUUUACAUUUGCAAGAGAAUAUGAUUCCUUGUUGAGCAUACAGAUUACAUGAUAAACAUUAUUGAAUCAGAAAAAUUCAUUGCAAUUUGAAUUCAUUACUAAAACAUUCAAACAUGUAAGGAAAUUACUUUUUAGCUUGAGUAAAAGAAUUAUAGAUUAUUUGUGUUAUAAUCCCUGCAUAAUUGUUUUUAGGGUUUAAAUUUAUAAGGUGUUUCUUCAUGGGUGUACAUACUCUAAUGUAUAUUGUUAACAGAUAAUGCCUGUGACUGUUCAUGAGAGUGUCCAAGAGAAGGUAAAUGGUAAAUUUUACUGUUUCCAUGAACAGAUUGUGUCAAUGUAGCGUUUCAUGUUAAUACUCUGUAUAUUUCUUAAAGUGUGUUCGUCACUUUUAGUGGCUGUUGUAUUAAAUAGUAUUCUCAGUUGCCAUGGAUUGAAUAAAAGCAUAUUGAAUAAGCAGCCUGUAUAUUUUAAGGAAAACAUUGCAUGAGAAAUAAUGUAUACAUAGUGAGAAUAUGUGCUGGAAGUUGAUAUGUGUAGUAAAACAGAUAUAUCAGUGUAUUGAGAAUGUUGUUAAGGUAAAGAUAUUGUGAAAAGAUCGCUUUGUGAAACAGGGUCCAGAGCACCCACCAUAUGCACUUGAUUUGUUUAAUUAGUGAUGAUACGGGGUCAUGGAGGGCCCAGUCAUCUAAAGCACUACAAUAUGCUGUGCAAAGUUGCAUCCUUUAGGAAUGCCAGAACUCUUAUGAUUGUGGGUUUGAUUCCUACAUUGGCCCUGAUUAUGUGUCUAGGUUUGUCAGCACCAUAACCAUGCUCAUGGGCUUCACCAAAAUGGUAAACAUCCAAGACCUGCAACAUUUUGGCUUUUCUCCAGUCAAACUGACAUGCCAGGAUUUAACUGAAAUAUUGUUAGGCCACAUCAAACCAAACUCACUCAUCGUGAUUCAGUGCUUUAUCCUUUGUUUUCUGUGAUUGAUCCAAAAUAGUCAAAGGUGUACUUAGUAUUGUUUGAUCAACAGCCCUGCUAUCAGUAGUACACAAUAAUAUAGGUGAAUGUCCAGAAAGAGCACAAAAUAUUUUCUGUGACUUUUUGACAAAUGUUCCUUCAUUGUAAUAUCAAAUUUGUUCACACCUGAAAUCUAUUUUGUUUCUCACAUGAUAGUUGGAGAAGAUUAAUUGAAAUUCCUAUUCCAACAAACAAACUAAAUUUGGGAGUUUAUUUUGUGUAAUUUAGGCAGCAAAGUUUUGUGAUACCCAUCAUUCAGUGAAGGCUUUCUUUAGAGACACCAUAUUGCUUGAUGGUUGGUUACUUGGGCUAUAGUUGAACAGUAUGUUCAGGAAGUUCCCACAAAACGUGACAAGCACUAACUACCAUGCACUGACACAGAAUUGUUCAAAAGGAAAGGUGCAUUUUAACAAACAACAUGCUAAAUCGGUGCAAAUAGUUUGUGAAACAACUUGCAUGUUGAAGUUGUGUUAUUACUGUUGAAAAUAUUGUUCUACUGGAUGCAGGGCUGUUUCAAAAGGCUGUCUAGAUUAUUUGAGAAGUCUUGCGAACAUGGGCAGUGAACAUGGGGUAAUAUGUGGUAAAUUGUAUACCAACAAAAGAUCUUCUUUACAAAAACUUAUUUAUUCAUUUGUUGUAGACAAUUGCAUUAAAAUGCCAUUAGUAAUGAAAAUAUGUAUCUAUGCAUCAUGUUGUCUCUAUAUAAGAACAUGAUUGUUUGGUCCCUGUGUCCAGCAUUGGAUUGGGUUUGUCUUCAAGACAUUCGUCAUUUGAAAAUACCAGUACAUUCCAUAGAAACAGGAAAAAUGGGAGAAUGUGUUUCCUCUAAACAUUGUUUUCCAUGUAUGCAUUUAUUUAUCACAGUUCUCAUGACAGUUGUGACAUUUCGUGAGUUGAAUGAGAGGAUAGACCAAAUGUUUGUGAUAUUCAAGUUUGUAAACAUGCAAUGUUAAUCUUCAGUUUCAAAUAUAUAUGUUGAUUAUCAAGGUACCUACGGUAUUUACGUUAACACCAAAAAGGCCUAAACAUAUUUAAGGUAAAAACAUGUCAUUUUUAAACAAGCACACCUUUUGUUAAACACUAAGUUUGACCUUACAAGAAUCCUUUAUACAAACAUAAAGAAACAUGAUAAUAAUAAGCCUAGUGAUUGAAUUUUGCAUCAUACUGGCGUUCAUGUAACGUGCAUUUUCGUACAUUGAAUGAAUAUUCUAAUUAACAUAGUUUUAGGUAGCAUGUUUAGUUCCUUCUUGCCUAUUUCCUCUCUGAUCUCAACUGAAUCUUUUUUAUUAGUGUAAAUAUUCACUUUCAGAGGUCAGGCAAAAUCAUUACAAAGUUUACUGAUGUAGCACUGUAGUAAAGAUUUGUGAAAUACAAGUGAACUUGUUGAAAAGCAACAGUAAUUAUAUCCAACAGAUCAUUCAGUGAUUUUGUAAACAGAGAUUGGAUGCAGAUUUUCGUUUUCAUCUCACCUCCUGAAUGGGAAUUGAACUGACCACCUUAGUUUGGGUUUUUUUAUGCAAAAAAUUGAGUUAAAUCCUUGUCUGAGUUUGGUGAGACUGUGGUGGGGAUCUGAUUUCUUUACCUGAGACGUAUAUAUAUGCUUGAUUAAUUUAAAAUGACAUGGCUUUCUUGGUAUUGUUUAUCUAAAAUCUUUUGAAUCCAACUUCACAAACUAAUAUCUUUCAUUCUUUAAUUUUGAAUGUUUUUUGGCGAUACUCACCUCAUGCAAUACAUAUACUUGAGUCUGAUAUGAUACACACCUCGAAACUCAAUUUGCACCACUUAUCACAUGAAUUUCUCCACUUGCCUUGCGUCUCAGCGAAAAAAUGUUGUCACUAUGAACAAGUUUGUCUAACUUGUAUGAAUGGUUAAUUUGGGUGUGCCCUGAUAGUUUUUGGUAAUCAGCUUUAGCAUUUUGUUUCGUGAUACAAGGAGAGAUAACUGUAAGCCUAGUAGUCAUCUGGCCGAGUUAUUGCACAAUGCAAUGUCACAUAUUCCUCUUUGAAAAGUGAUACAGAAUUAAAACACUAAUUGUAACAUGGGAUAUUGUGUAUUGUAUUAUGUGGUACAAAUUUGUGAUGUAUUGCUGAAUUGUGACAAGCCUCCUAAUUUCAUAUUUCAAAGUAAAUUCAUAAAACUCUUACUGCAUCAUCAAUAAUAUUUCUUUGUUUGUUCAGCUUGUGUAGAUAUUUUACGCACCCUAAAAUAAUAAUCAACACCCCCUAGUUGACAAGUCGUAGUGUUUAUUAUGCUUUUUCAUUGAAGGUCACACAAGAUAUUGUCUAUUUGAACACAAUUUUAGGUAUGUUUUGCACUUGAUAUUCAUUCAAGUAUGAAUGACAAUUGCUAUUUGUGAACUGUUCUUAGAAUAUAGGGAUUAUUUGCUUCCUUUAUUACUAUUUCUUGUUUGAUCAAAAGUUUCAUAAUGUACUUGGUAUAUUUUAUUGAUCAAAUACAGUCCUGAUAAUGAAUUGUCAGAAAACUUGUAAAACCGCCUUCACCAUCAUGCAUUAGUGCAUGCUUCUUAAUAUUAAGGAUGUCUGCUGGUUUAGAUUCAGGGUACAUGUAUUUCACUUUUUUCUGAUAUCAAGCCGUUUUGUUUCAGAAAAUACCUGUUAAAAUGGAGAGAAAAAAGGGGUUGCAGCACAUCGCAUUUUAACAAUAGCUCCAAAUUCACACUUUCUUGUUUGUAAAAUAUUUUAACAACACAUGAAUAAAAUGUUCAUCUAUAAGAAAGAUAUCAGAAAAUAUAUGUAAGUGAGGUAAUUAGCUAGGUAAUGGAUAUAAAAAAUAGCAUGCACAUUAACAUUAUUUGGAUUAAAAGUCAAUUUUCCUCAUUUUCAUCAGUGCCAGCAACACACAGUGCCACACAAGAAAGUUAAAUGCCUUAAUUAUUACACAUCUUUGAAGUGCUUAUUCCUUUCAUUUUUGCAGUAAGCAAUAUGCAAGUUAUUAAAUAAGAAUUGUUCACUUCAUUGUCUGAUACAUUAACCUUUAUCUUUGACUUUUAGUCUGAUUCUCAGCUUCACCUAUUCACAUUGGGGAUAGACUUAGAAAUGGAGGUUGCACAGCGUUACAAGACCAUGUUACAGAAAUACCAAUUGCAUAAUAUAUUAGGUAGCAUUCUAAUUCUCUAAAAGGAAGUACUUAUAAAAAUAUGAAGAUAAUUGAAAGUUAAGUUCCUUUUGAUAUCAUUAUUGGGCUUUCAUCAUAAUUUUUCAGACCCCGUGAUAUGUUUUCAUCCACUUUAAAUUUUCAUUCACUGAACAAAGGAUCAAAUGGCUUGUCAAAUGUCACAAUUCUACAUACUGUAUGUUCACUUGCGUGAUAACAGUGUAAGAACCAAAUGUUAUGUGUUUAUUUACUUGUUUUUGCAUGAUUUUGUUAAAAUUGGUUAUAUAUAUAUCUAAAUGUUGUAUAUAUGUUGUGUUCAAGUGUGUUUAACAUUGCUGACCAAGAGGAGAAGUAGACCUGGAACAAUAUAUUGCUUAUGUCACUAUCAACAUCCCAGGAAAUGUUUUGCAAUUUCUGUUUGGCAGUUGUAUUGUUACCAUUAUGUUCUUUGAAUUGUUGCACUGUUCUGGCAGCAUAGGUAUUCUAUAUUCCUUGAAAGUCCUGUUCUGUGAACAUGACUGACUCCAAACAUGCAUGUAAAUAUGUAUAUAAUAAUAUAUGAGGACAACAUUACUUUACUAUGUGGUGUGAAAUUUGGGAGGCUGUGGGAUUUUGAAUGAAAUGUGGUGUUUUGUAGGACAGCUUUGUUGUGACUUUUCAAGACAGGAACACCAUAUUAAACAAGACUGUUUAUAUCAAACCAAAAUUAACUUAGCUAAGUGUGUAUCUCUGCUUCAUUACUGAUGCAGGACAUUCAUCAAAAGUACAACAAUAUCAACAGUGUGAGAUUGUAUUGAUUCUCUGGUCUGUCAGCAUUGUCAAACACGGACCUAAUUAAUGUUUCUACAUCAUUGUACAGAAAGUUUCUGAAAGGCCUGCCAUCUUCCCAUUUGGUGUUAGUUACAACUGCAUCCAUACAAUAUAUGAUUUCAACUUU
Messenger RNA from Haliotis rufescens (red abalone), 8812 nucleotides. Its product is annotated as pleckstrin homology domain-containing family A member 8-like. The transcript is spliced from 12 exons. Gene Ontology annotation, molecular function: ceramide 1-phosphate binding; ceramide 1-phosphate transfer activity. Gene Ontology annotation, cellular component: cytoplasm; cytosol; membrane. Gene Ontology annotation, biological process: intermembrane lipid transfer; ceramide transport. The record is from RefSeq and is a predicted model, not a curated record. NCBI's taxonomy places the organism in Eukaryota, Metazoa, Mollusca, Gastropoda, Lepetellida, Haliotidae. Bases 125 to 1732 code for a protein of 535 amino acids.